Molecule: messenger RNA, 2506 nt
Organism: Saccostrea cuccullata (small rock oyster)
Lineage: Eukaryota; Metazoa; Mollusca; Bivalvia; Ostreida; Ostreidae
Exons: 6
Coding region: 113-1675 (520 amino acids)
Source: RefSeq, a predicted model, not a curated record
GAAAGAAAUCAUUUAUUUUCUACUAGAUAAACUGAAAAUUGGCCAUCGAUCAUCGUUCAAGUUUUGUGCAGAGGAUCUUUAUUUUUAUGAAAAAGAUGAAAUUGAGUUUGACAUGGUGCAGAAUGAUCUGCUUUCAAGCUGCUUAAAAGGAAUAAACUUGAAGCAAAGAAGAUACGUUGCCGUAACCCUUGUCAUAAAAAGAUGUGACGAAGUACUUUGCUUCACAUUAUGUGGUUCACAAAAUCCUUCUCAGAAGCAUUCAAAUGAUGGGGCUAUUGGAGAAUUGUGGAACAUCCUGUGUAGUAAAUUUGGAGAAAUAUGGAGCUGGUUUGUGAAAUUCCCAGAUGAGGAUAAGAAUGAAAAUUUACGCUUUGCUGUUUCCAAGAAAAACUUUUGUUUGUUGGAUUCAACUUGUGAGAUGUUGCAUGAAUAUAAAUUUAGAAUGGUAAAGUGUGACGUAUCUUUCAACAAUGAUGAAGACAUGCUGGAGUUAAAAGUAUACACCGACAAUAAUAUUGGUGGUGAAAACCCAGAGUUUUCAAGACUUUCAAGUGUUAUUCAUUUAAGAACAACUGGCAGAUUUGCGGAAGAUAUCCAAAAACUAAUGGUUGAACGAACAACUUCAUUCGAAGAAAAUCUAGAUUCUACAGAAAACAGUCAAAUAUUUUCUUGGAUAAUUGCGGAAUCACCAGACAGUACUCCGCCCCUUCCAUGCUAUUCGCAAGAUCAUUUUGUUGCCCUUCCUCCCCCACCGCCACACCAACAGCCCCCAAAAUGCAGUUUAAAGUUCAAGUUUAACAUAAAUGACUUUGAGAGCCCUCCAAGAAUUCACAAGAAAACAAGUCUUUUUCGCUCAGAAAGUACAGUUUGCAUCACUGAUAAUAGUGCAUAUAGUAAAUGGAAUCAUCGUAAUAUUUUCUAUGAAAAUAUAUUUCAUUAUGAUGACAGUACGUACACAUACAGAGUCUACAUAAAUGAGCCAAACUUGAGACCACACCGACCAAGGAUGAAGGUUAGAAUUGAUCGGUGGAAUCGUCUCAGUGAUGAGCUGAAGGAAAUAGAUCAAGAAGCAUUAAGAAGACAUGGGUUGUGGUUUGAUAACCAGUACAGACACCGAUCCAGCGAUGAUUCCUACAAAAAGAUUUGUAAUUUACCUUUAAAUAUUAACCUGUAUGAUCAGCCUCGUCCAACUGGCAGAUGCAGCUCCUCCUCUUCUUCUUCUGCUGAGGAAGACCACACUAAAGACUACUGGAAGUCAGAUUUAUGUCUAACUAUACAGAGAGUAAUGGAGGGUCGUGUGCCGAAAAUGUGGGAUGUCUUUAACAUAACACACAAUCAGUACCUGGAGCUGUCUAUGAAAUUGGAUCUGAGAACUAAUGCACCAAGGGCAAGAGACUGGACAGAAUUUGCAGAAUGGAUUGGGAUAAAGUCAUCCAGUGACAUGGAGAUAAUACAGCACUUCUGUUACACUAGAAAAAUGGUCAUCAUGGACGUCGUAUUCUGCCACUGGUACUUCAUGUGGGAACGUAGAAGAUGUGUUCCAGCUUGUAAUUACGACAUGUUGAAGUGCGUUCUUUACAGUAUGGAGAGAUUUGACUUAAUUCAUGGGAUUCAAAGGAACAAAAUAGAUAUUUAUGAAGAUGAAGAAUCUGAUGAGGACAAUACUCACUUUUAAAAUUACUAUUUAAAUACAUAUCCUAUAGCUGACACUCUUUAAUAUUGUGCGAAAGUAAGAGGUAUCCUCACAAAUAUGUUUCCAGAUACUUAAGUUAGGCCUAUUUGAGAAACCAUUGUUUAAGGUAUGAUAGAUGUCAGCUUUUGACAAAGGAUUGGUUAGAGUUUCCAGUCGCGUAGCAUAGGGGGGCAGCAGAGACCAGGCCCCAAGACCAUAAACUGAGAAUAGACUUGAGUCGAAAUUUCAAAUCAGUGUAACUUUUUAAAUAAAUUUAAAAAUGAAACAAAAUUUUCAAGAUAUGUUUGUAUUCAAAUAGUUUACAAACUUGAAAGAUUUAGGCAUAUUCAUUAGAUAAUAAUUAAAAUAUUCAAAAUCUAAAUUUUGACUUAAGUCUAUUCUCAGUUUAUGGUCUUGGAUCCAGGAAAGCUUGAUAUGCGAUAAUAUUUCCAUUUCUAAAUUUUUUCUCUAUAAUAACCCUUUGAAAGUAAGCGGAGUUGAUUUCCUGAUAAUUCUACCGGAAUGUAAAUUAGGCAGGUCGAUAGGUCAGCAGCUAAGGAGGCCUAAUACGCAUGCAAACCUCGUGCGCAUCUGUCUCUGUGUCUGACGCUAAGGAGGCCAAAUAUGCAUGUAAAUCUCGUGCGGCUGCCUUUGUGUUUGACGUCAGUGUGCGAGGACUAUUGAAAUUGGCAUGGAAGUCCUCGUGUAAUUUAAAUCGAUUAGUCUACAUUCUUAAUGUCUAAGUCUACAAUUUUAUUCCACAAUGAAAUGGAAAUAUAAGGAAUCACUGUCUAGUUUUGAGAGUAUGCCAGGGACAUCAACAAUAGUGGGAAA